AUGGCUCCAAUGUUGUUUCGACUACUGACCACGCUUUUACUCCCCCUUCCUCUUACAUGGGGUGGAGGCAACAUCUACAAAUUGUACCAGAAUUACAUUUUAGCCAAAAAGAUUGGUGUACCCAUUGUUGUUCUUCCACUGAGUCCCCAAAAUCCAAUAUGGAUGCUACUUGCAGAUAUUAUCGUGCCUCUCUUCCAGAAAUCCAGCAUCACUCGUUCAUGGCCAUUAAUCAGAUUUGGUCGAAGAGCAUGGGAAUUCAAAGAUAAAGCACAGAUUCAUUUGGAAAUCGGGGAUGUCUUCAUCAUGGUUACUCCGGAUGAAAAUGUUUUGUAUAUUUGUGAUGCUGAUACUUUGAAUGAAGUGCUGCUGAGGCGGAACAAAUUCAAGAGGCCGAGGGAGGUUCUUGAGAUGUUGAAUGUGUUUGGACCGAAUAUCUCUACGGUAGCAGACGAAGACUGGCCUCGCCAUAAAAAAGCUACAGGUCCACCUUUCAGCAAUGAGCAAACCAACAGACUAGGGGUGUUGGCCUUAUGGACUACCGCUGAAGAUGCCAAAACCUUUUCGCUAAAUAUCCUCUCAAGUGCUGGAUUUGGUAAAUCAUAUCCUUUCAGACCUUUGCCAGAUCCAGAAAACGACCCGAAUCACUCAAUGAGUUACAAUGAAUCAUUAAGCUUGAUCGUUGGAAACGCGAUUCCAAUCCUGAUAAUUGGACCUAACUUCCUCUUAAAAUGGAGACGCCAUCUCCCCAAAUCAUUACAGGAGAUCGCUCAAGCUACCGUUGAAUUCCAAGCAUACAUGAAAGAGAUGGUACAAGAAGAACGAAAACUAAUCGCUACGGGCAAACAAUCUAAGCCGAAUUUGAUGACAUCUCUGAUCCGAGCGUCUCACUCCAAUUCCGAUAUCAAAUCUGAUGCUACGUAUCCCGGGAGUAAGCAACCUAGUCUAUCAGAACCCGAGAUAUUGGAAACAUGUUUGUAUUUAAUUUCGCAGGUCAUGACACGAUGUCUCCUACGCUUUGUUAUGCUCUUAAUUUCCUUGCUGCUCAUACCUACUGUGCAGGAUUGGAUUUCCGAAGAAGUGAAUGCGGUGUUUUUGGAUUCGGAUGCUUCUACUUGGGACUAUGAAGACUCUUUUCCUAAACUGAAACGAUGCAUGGCUGUAAUGAGACACUCCGUCUUUACCACCCUCUUGUUACAUUUACAAGAUCAACAGGAAAUCUUCCAAAAACCAUCACAUAUGCUUCUAAACAACUCCAUUUACCACCAAACACAAUGAUCCUGCCAAAUCUCCUCGGUGUACCAUCCCAUCCUCGUUACUGGGGAUCCGAUCGACUUCUCUGGCGUCCUUCUCGUUGGAUUAUAUCAUUCUCAAAUCAAAAUGAUGAAUCGACAGAAGAACUCUGGAAACCGCCUAAAGGUUCAUAUAAGCCAUGGUCCGAAGGGCCUCAAGGAUGUCCUGACAAGAAAUUUGGUCAGGUAGAAUUUGUGGCCGCAAUGGCGGGAUUAUUUCAUAGGACCAGAGUAGAGAUUGUGAAAGAGGCUGGAGAGAAUCAGGAAGAAGCCGAGAAAAGAGUCAAGGCGUUGGUGGAUGAUAGUGCCAUGGUACUUUUGUUACAGAUGAUGAAGCCCGAGAGGGCUGGUUUGAGAUGGGUUAGAAAGGGAUGA
This is a messenger RNA of Botrytis porri, 1664 nucleotides long. RefSeq lists its product as uncharacterized. The transcript is spliced from 5 exons. The coding region runs from base 1 to 1275 and encodes 424 amino acids. NCBI's taxonomy places the organism in Eukaryota, Fungi, Ascomycota, Leotiomycetes, Helotiales, Sclerotiniaceae. Gene Ontology annotation, molecular function: oxidoreductase activity, acting on paired donors, with incorporation or reduction of molecular oxygen; heme binding; iron ion binding. The record is from RefSeq and is a predicted model, not a curated record.